UUUACCUCCAGGGUUAUUGCUGGGGCUCGGUGCCUGCACCACGAAUCCACUGCUCCUAGAGGCCAUUUUCUCCCAUUUUGUUGUCCUUGCUUUUUUUUUUUUUUUUAAUAGUUGUUGUGGUUAUUAUUAUUGUUGUUGGACAGCACAGAGAGAAAUGGAGAGAGGAGGGGAAGACAGAGAGGAGGAGAGAAAGACACCUGCAGACCUGCUUCACCAUUUGUGAAAUGACCCUCCUACAGGUGGUGAGCCGACAGCUGGAACCAGGAUCCUUGUACUGGUCCUUGCACUUCGCUCCAUAUGUGCUUAUUCCACUGCACUACCCAGCCCCCGAGGACAGCUUUCUACAUGAGCCGGGAAGGUGCCUGGAGCUCACCUGCCUGUCUUCCUUUGGCAUCUCCAACUUGCUCUGUUGAGUUGGACUCAACUGAGAGAACAGAAGGAAAGCAGGCCAUGGCUCCUUUGCCUGGGUUGGAAAACCUGCAGUUCGAUAAUCAAAUGGAGAAGGCUGCUGACCGACAGGCCUCCACGCCUGAGAACAGGAUGAAGGCUGACCACAGUGACACCUGGGAGCCUGUGGUUAAGUUGGAACUGGAGGAGCCGCCCCACACCACGGUGGCAGUGUCAGAGGAGCCCACAGAGGUAGAAGACCCCUGGGACCUGCCCGAGCUUCAGGACACGGGGAUCAAGUGGUCAGAGAAAGACACCGAAGGAAAGAUGCUCAGUAUCCUUCAAAAUGUGGGAAAAAUCACUGCGAUUCUGGGAUUUCUCUACCUGUUCGUGUGUUCCUUGGAUGUUCUCAGUAGUGCCUUCCAGUUGGUUGGAGGCAAGGUGGCUGGACAGUUCUUUAGUAACAACUCUGUUAUGACCAACCCUGUGGCUGGGAUGAUGAUUGGGGUGCUGGUGACCGUCCUGAUUCAAAGUUCCAGCACCACUACCUCCAUUGUCGUCAGCAUGGUGGCCUCCUCACUGCUCACGGUGCGGACCGCCAUCCCCAUCAUCAUGGGGGCCAACAUCGGGACCUCAAUCACCAACACCAUCGUGGCGCUCAUGCAUUCCGGGGACAGGAAAGAGUUCAGAAGGGCCUUUGCGGGGGCCACCGUCCAUGACUUCUUCAACUGGCUCUCUGUGCUGGUGCUCCUGCCCCUGGAGGCUGCCACCCACUACCUCGAGAUCCUCACUGACCUCGUGGUCAACUCCUUCAACUUCCAGAAUGGGGAGGAUGCCCCGGCACUUCUGAAAGUCAUCACAGACCCCUUCACAAAGCUCAUUGUCCAGCUGGAUAAAAAAGUGGUGAAACAAGUGAUCAUGAAUGAUGAAUCAGCCAAAAACAAGAGUCUGGUCAAGAUUUGGUGCAAAACUCUCACCAAAGUGAUUCCAAUGAACGUCACUGUCCCCACACCAGAGAACUGCACCUCCCCAUCCCUCUGCUGGACAGAUGGUUUGAAAACAUGGACCAUCAAUAAUGUGACCCACAAGGAGAACCUGGAGAAAUGUCAGCACAUCUUUGUGAAUUCCAACCUCCCAGACCUGGCUGUUGGAUGCAUCCUGCUGGCUCUGUCUUUGUUGAUACUUUGUGUUAGCCUAAUCAUGAUGGUCAAGUUCCUGAAUUCCCUGAUCAAGGGGAAGGUUGCUGUUGUCAUCAAGAAGACCUUCAACACCGAUUUCCCCUUCCCCUUUGCCUGGGUCACUGGCUACCUGGCCAUCCUCGUGGGGGCAGUGAUGACCUUCCUCGUGCAGAGCAGCUCUGUGUUCACAUCUGCUGUGACCCCACUGAUCGGUAUUGGUGUGAUCUCCAUCGAGAGGGUGUAUCCACUCACUCUGGGCUCCAACAUCGGCACCACCACCACUGCCAUCUUGGCUGCCCUGGCUAGUCCUGGAGACACUAUGAAGAGCUCCCUCCAGAUCGCCCUGUGUCACCUUUCCUUCAACGUCACGGGGCUCUUGCUGUGGUAUCCCAUCCCCUUCACCCGCCUGCCCGUCUACCUGGCCAAAGGACUGGGCAACAUUUCUGCUGAUUAUCGCUGGUUUGCAGUCGUCUAUCUGGUUGUCUUCUUCUUCCUGAUCCCCCUGGCUGUAUUUGGCCUCUCGCUGGCCGGCUGGCCCGUGCUGACAGGUGUGGGGGUGCCUAUUACUUUCAUAAUCCUGCUGGUCAUGGCUAUCCGGCUGCUGCAGGCCCACUACCCCAACAUCCUGCCUGAGAAGCUGCAGAGCUGGGCCUUCCUGCCGCUGUGGCUGCGCUCGCUGGAGCCCUGGGACCGCGUGGUGACUCUGCUCCUGGGCAGCUGCAGGUGCUGCGCCAGGCAGAAGGGGGCGCAGGAGGAUGCUGUCCACAGCACAACCGUAGAACUCAAUAACCGCAGACGGAUCUACCUGCACCAGAACAACAAGAACUCAGACGUUCUCUGCACUGCCCUGUAGGGGGCGCCCUGACGCAGCGGGCAGGCACCCUGGAGCCACAUUCUCCAAGUUCCUUUGCAGGCCUUGCUGCCAGGGACUUGUGCUCCAUCGGAAACAGACUUGAUCUCAGUCCCAGCUCUCUCCCCAAGCUCAGUUCCCACUUCCUGGAGCUUUGAUUUCAGCCCCUGUUCCCCCAGUCUCCCAGCUCAGGAAGUGGCAGAGCAGCCCCAAGAGAGAGAGAGAGACCCAGUCAUCGGAACUGGGCUCAAGAGAUGUCACACCCACCUCGCACCACACUGGGAUGGACUGUUGCACCCGAUUGCAGGGUGGGGAGUGGGUA
Messenger RNA from Erinaceus europaeus (western European hedgehog), 2737 nucleotides. Its product is annotated as sodium-dependent phosphate transport protein 2B-like. Gene Ontology annotation, molecular function: sodium:phosphate symporter activity. The record is from RefSeq and is a predicted model, not a curated record. NCBI's taxonomy places the organism in Eukaryota, Metazoa, Chordata, Mammalia, Eulipotyphla, Erinaceidae. Gene Ontology annotation, biological process: intracellular phosphate ion homeostasis; sodium-dependent phosphate transport. Gene Ontology annotation, cellular component: vesicle; brush border; apical plasma membrane. The transcript has 13 exons. The coding region runs from base 298 to 2418 and encodes 706 amino acids.